GCAGUGCUGCUCCGGGAAGGAGCUGGUGGACUGGCUGCUGAGCGCCGGGCUCGCCGUCCAGACACGCAGCCAGGCCGUCGGCAUCUGCCAGGUGCUGGUGGAUGGAGGUGUCCUGACACACGCUCCAGGCUGGGGUGACCCUAACAGCGGGCACCUCUUGCCGCAGGUCAAGCAGGAGCUGGCAUCCGUGCUGAUGUUCGAAUCUCACCAGAGAGCAGGCACCGUGCUGUUCAGCCAAGGAGAUAAAGGCACAUCGUGGUACAUCAUCUGGAAGGGCUCGGUCAACGUGGUCACCCACGGCAAGGGCUUGGUGGCCACCCUGCACGAAGGGGAUGACUUUGGGCAGCUGGCGCUGGUUAACGACGCGCCCCGCGCGGCCACCAUCAUUCUGCGGGAGGACAACUGCCACUUCCUCCGCGUGGACAAGCAGGACUUCAACCGCAUCCUCAAGGACGUGGAGGCCAACACCAUGCGCCUGAAGGAGCACGGGAAGGUGGUGCUUGUCCUGCAGAAGAACCUGCAGGGUGGUAGCAACCAGCCAGCCACGGCGCGGAGCAGCAGGUACUUGGUGAUGGCCGGGACGCCGGAGAAGAUCCUCGAGCAUCUGCUGGAGUUCAUGAGGCUCGACGCCACGCAUGUCCCCACAGAUACCCUGCUGGGGGAUUUUCUGCUGACCUACACCGUGUUCAUGCCGACUUCGCAGCUCUGCAGAGCUCUGCUGCACCAUUUCCGCGCGGAGCCGUUGGAGGGCUCGGAGCAGGAGAAAGCCACCUACUCCUUGCACAAGCGCCGGAAGAUUCUGCGGUUGGUGAGCCAGUGGGUGCUGCUCUACGGGCGGCUGCUGCAGGGCGACCGCAGCACCACGGCUCUGCUGCAGGGACCGGGAGCGGGGCGAGGGACCCCCCACCCUGAGCAGCUGGGCCCCCAUGUCAGCUCCUCAGAGACCCUGGACCUCAUCAGCUCCAAGGACCUGGCCAGCCACCUCACCGACUACGACUGGAACCUCUUCAAGCGCAUCCACCAGGUGGAAAUGAUCCACUACAUCGUCGGGCCGCAGAAGUUUCACGACGUGACCACGGCCAACCUGGAGCGGGUGAUGCGACGCUUCAACGAGCUGCAGUACUGGGUGGCCACGGAGCUGUGCCUCUGCCCCGAGGUGGGCAGGCGAGCCCAGCUCCUCCGCAAGUUCAUCAAGCUGGCCGCCCACCUCAAGGAGCAGAAGAACCUGAAUUCCUUCUUCGCGGUGAUGUUUGGUGUGAGCAACACGGCCGUCAGCCGCCUGGCCAAGACCUGGGAGCACAUGAUGGCGAAGACCGUGCGUGUCCUGCAGCGCUGCCGGGGCCAGGCGCACGCUCCACUCUCCCCGCUGCGAAAUCGCUCCCCACACCGGCCAGAGGACCCGAAAGCCGUCAGGAUCUCCACGUAUUGCCUCCAGUCCCCAGGUUGGCUGGCCAAGUCGGUGGAUGUGUCUCGGGGCUUUCCCUUCCCCGGCGGCAGGCUGUGA
Messenger RNA from Opisthocomus hoazin, 1504 nucleotides. The record is from RefSeq and is a predicted model, not a curated record. NCBI's taxonomy places the organism in Eukaryota, Metazoa, Chordata, Aves, Opisthocomiformes, Opisthocomidae.